Polyodon spathula (Mississippi paddlefish) is the source of this 3828-nucleotide messenger RNA. RefSeq names its product ubiquinone biosynthesis O-methyltransferase, mitochondrial-like. The record is from RefSeq and is a predicted model, not a curated record. The transcript is spliced from 6 exons. The coding region runs from base 1173 to 2114 and encodes 313 amino acids. Gene Ontology annotation, molecular function: 2-methoxy-6-polyprenyl-1,4-benzoquinol methyltransferase activity. NCBI's taxonomy places the organism in Eukaryota, Metazoa, Chordata, Actinopteri, Acipenseriformes, Polyodontidae. Gene Ontology annotation, biological process: ubiquinone biosynthetic process.
AUCAGAGUAGAAAAAUGCAAUGUGUCUCAGACUUUUUUUCAAGUGAUAAAGUGAUUGUAAAAUUCUGGAAGGAAACAAAUAGUCAAAAGUAAUCCUAGGCAGAAUAUAACAAUAAAAAACAAAACAUUAUUUUCUUAAAAAUAAGAGCUACCCAAUUCUGCAAUAAUAAUAACAUUUGACAAUCUUUUAAUAAAAGCAUAAGAAAAUUCCUAAUUGUGUUGGACAGGUUGUUAAAUGCAUUUUACAUAAUUGUAGACUUAUUAACUAUUGAGACCUACUAGAAGUCAUGAAAAACUACACUUUCCAAACAAGUACGGUUAUGAAAGCUGCCAUCUUUUUUGACAAAUAAUUCCAUCAAUCGCCUUUACCCUGAAUAAAAAGUGCAAACGCAGAGAAGAGUAUAUAGCUGCAGAACGAAGAUUCACACAGGAUAGCUCCAACAGGGUAGUGCUGCGUGCGCAACUCGUAAUUUACGCUGUGCUUCAUUCACUCUCAAUCCUCAACGUGACGAUAAUACCCCACGAAGCUUAGGUUUAGUGUUCAGUUAUUGUUGUGUGUCUAAAGUUACGGGCAAUAUCCCACGAACCUUGGGUUUAGGUUUACGGUAUUGUUGUGUGUAUUUAAAGUUAAGUUCAAUACUCCACGAACCUUACGAGUUGCGCACGCAGCACUUGUGAGCUACGCUGUGGGAGCCUUCGUUCUGCAGCAAUACCCCUCUCAACUCAGUGAUGUAUCUUGCCGCUGUCACUGUUUUAUUAUUCGUGGGGAACUGUCGUUUGCGCAGGCUUCAAAGUGGGGCAUAGUGAUUAGUUCCAAGUGACAUGUUCUUGUUCCAAACCUUUAAAUAUAUCAUUAUUUAUGUAGAUUAUAUGUUUAAUAUAUACUUUUUUAAUGAGCCAGAAUAAUUAAGCUUUUAUUCCAGUUAAAACAAACACGGCAACGUCGUAAAUUACCAUAUCAAACCAUUGCCGUAUGUUUUUUCAAUUCAAAUGUGUGCCCUGAACCAUUGGAACUAUACUAACCACGUAAAGCAGAGCGAGUUUCCACUCGGGUCUUUCAAAGCAACCGGACUGCCUAGGGCAUUUCAAAGAAUAACAUUACGUUAAUUGGCAAGUAUCAGAUUAGAAAGAUCUUGUGAACAGCAGGAGCUUGGUGUGUAUAGUGCUGUGGCCAUGUCUGCAGUGGAAGUGAGGUGUUUUGUAAUGCACAGAUUGGGUUCGGGAACAACAUUUCGAUGGGUUGUUCGGGUUUUUGAACGACAUGCCCCGGCUGUGUUAUCUGUGCAGCCGCUGUCGUGUUUGCGUUCUGGGACUCUAGUUCAGAGCAUUGCAAAGCAGCAGCAGCAGCUGCAUUCACGUUAUCUUAUCGCGAGUCUGACCUGCAAGAGACAUUUCUGGCAAGGUAGGGCCAACAUGUGUACGACAUCGCAUACAACGCUGGACCCAGAUGAAACGAAGAAAUUCCAGUCUCUCGCAAAGAGAUGGUGGGAUGAACAGGGAGAAUUUGCAGCUCUUCAUUCUAUGAAUGAUCUCAGAGUUCCAUUUAUCAGAGACAAUCUGUUGAAUAGAAAUGGCCGUCGAAAACCAGGAAGCCCUUUAUCUGGUUAUAAAAUAUUAGAUGUCGGCUGUGGUGGAGGCCUAUUAAGUGAGCCUUUAGGGAGGCUCGGAGCUUUGGUUACUGGAAUUGACCCAUUAAAAGACAGUAUUAGAACUGCCGAGGUGCACAAAUCAUUCGACCCCGUUCUGAACAAGCAGAUCCAUUACAGCAGCUGCCUAUUGGAGGACAUCACGGAAGAAGCUGCAGAGACCUUUGAUGCUGUUGUAGCAUCGGAAGUGGUUGAACAUGUGAAUGACCUUGAGACUUUCAUCAACAGCUGCUAUGAGGUGUUGAAGCCUGGAGCAUCGUUGUUUAUUACUACUAUAAACAAAACCAACCUGUCCUAUUCAUUAGCCAUUGUUGCUGCUGAAAACAUCCUGAAGAUAGUACCCAGAGGUACUCAUGACUGGGACAAGUUUAUAAAUCCUGUGGACCUGGAAAGAAUUCUAGAGUCAAAGGCGCACUGGAACACUGAAAAAAGCUGCCCUGAAGAUGUGUUGUCAGGGAAAUCAGCCUGAGAGUAGAAGAAAUACUGCUAUCUGUUUUGAUUCCUUCAAAAAGUAUUUUGGUGAUGAAAGACAUCUGUAAACCAGCCAGCUGGCAAUAAAUGCUUUAAUGAGAAUAUGUACUAAUAGAUGGAAGGUUCUUAAUAUCCAAGAUUUUUUUUUUUAUUAAAGGAUUAAAAAGACUUUCUGCCAUUGUUUUGUGGAGUAGAUGACCUGGUGAUGUCCUAGGGCUGUGAUUUUAAUUUGAAAGAGGCCAGCUCAUUGCAACAGGAUAAAAUUGGCUUGUGUAGCCUUAACAGAGCCCCAAGCGCGUUCUCGGGAGUUAAUUCUAACAUUAUAAAUGUGUUCUUGUAGACGUUGCAUAGCAAGAAAUUGUACAUGUCCUUUUUAACCUUUACUUCAUUUUCCUGGCUGACGCUGCAGGUGUGCUGUAGUUGGUGUUGUCUGAACCUUGAUUGUUUUGAACCUGACCACCUUUUUCAGUGAUUCCCAGUCUCCCUUUGGGAGUUCUGCGUUACCAAAAUAUGAAGUCAGUUUUGUGUCUUAGUCCAUGAACUAAGUCGUGAAAAGCCUUUAGUUUUUUCAGUUUUGCUGCAGUUUCUGGGGUGGUUCCAUGAAUUGAUGUUAACAGAUUUAUUUUUAUUUUUAUUUGUUUUAACCUUGUACAAUGCUUGUAAGACUGUUGCCUCACCAGACACUGCAGCAAAGGUCUAAAAUGUUUGGGAUUCCCCAUGGACUGUCUGGGAUACAAAGUAGUAUUAGACAUGGAACCCUAAUAGACAUGACAGCUUUUAAAUUAUUAUUUAGCAAACAAGUAAUACUAAAACUCUUGUCAUUUUCAUGCUAUAGCUACAGGCCACACACACAGCCUGGUCACUUUUUAUUAGGACCGGUACGCAGUGUCCAGUUGAGCCACAGUUUGACCUGCUCACAACCCUGGCAACGUGGCAUAGAGAUGCUGCCCUUGCUGCUGUGGCACCUGUUCAAUGUGCACCCACUAUCCUGCUUCUUUCAAAAUGCUGUUGGAUAUUACUCUUUCAGCAUUUCUGGUACGCUGUUUACAGUUUUGUUGCAAGGAUCACUAUCGCUUCACGUUAUUUGCAUCUUUAAAUCAGCGUGAUGCCUAAUCCAGUUGGGAGAACCACUCCUAAUACAACGGACAGGAAGUGCUGUCCUCAUACACUCAAAGCACCCUGCAGUUAUUGCUUAAUUAAACAUAUCUAGAUCUUCCUUUUUUUUUUUUUUUUUAAAGUUUGAGAGUUUAAAAAUGGUUUAAUGAAAUUACCGGAAUGCUGGUACAUUUAGUUUAGGCCUUUUAAUUGUUCAUAGUUUCUCAUGGGCAGGGUUGCUGGAACUAGGGGUGCAGGGGUUGCGGCAGGGUCCCCUGGCUUUACAUGGCUUCCAUCAUAUACAGGGAUUACAGUUUUGUUCAAUGGCUUUCAGCACCCCCACUAUAAAAAUUGUUCCAGCGCCUCUGAUCACGGAUUGAAAUAUUGAUUAAUUUGUUUAGGCUCCCAUGGUGGAAAGUUAUUACCUUAAAUUACAAAGACAACUACCAGUACUGUAAUGGAAUCCUGCCUUUCUGCUUGCAGUGCCUUAUGUGUUUUCUUUAUUCUUGUUUUCCAUUAUGCUCAGACGGCUUCUAUGUUGAAUCAAUUAAUGGGAUGUGUUACAACCCAUUCUCUGGCUCCUGGAGUUGGACUGAAAGCACAGCCAUAAACUAUGC